This is a messenger RNA of Monoraphidium neglectum, 579 nucleotides long. RefSeq names its product 50S ribosomal protein L24. The record is from RefSeq and is a predicted model, not a curated record. The coding region runs from base 1 to 579 and encodes 192 amino acids. Gene Ontology annotation, biological process: translation. Lineage: Eukaryota; Viridiplantae; Chlorophyta; Chlorophyceae; Sphaeropleales; Selenastraceae. Gene Ontology annotation, molecular function: structural constituent of ribosome; RNA binding. Gene Ontology annotation, cellular component: mitochondrion; ribosome. The transcript has 4 exons.
AUGGCCUCGGCUCUCGGCGCCAGCACCAUGCAGUCGUCCUUCAUGGGCGCCGGCCUCCGCGCCCGCGGCGGCGCGUUCACCGCGCGCGUCUCCGCGCCGCGCAGCGUCGCCGUGCGCGCCGGCUUCAACAACAUGGUCAAGCUCGGCGGCGGCAAGAAGUGGGAGCGGCAGGAGCUGACGCCCAACGGCAAGCCGGUCAAGAUCACCAUGCACGUCAAGAAGGGCGACAUCGUGCAGGUGAUCGCCGGCGACGACAAGGGCGCGGUGGGCGAGGUGGAGAAGGUGCUGACUAAGCGGGGCCUGGUGGUGAUCAAGGGCGUCAACAUUAAGACCCGCAACGUGAAGCCGAGGAGCAAGGACGAGCAGGGGCAGCAGAAGAAGGUUGAGUCGCCCGUCCACCACUCCAACGUGAUGCACUACUCCCAGGCCAAGGGCGUGCGCAGCCGCAUCGGAUACAAGGUCCAGCCUGACGGCAGCAAGGUGCGCUACCUCCUCAAGACCGGGGAGGAGCUGCCCAACAAGCCCCUCGAGAAGGCCACCCCCCCGGCGGCCGACGGCGGCGCGGCGCCGAGCGCCUAG